This is a messenger RNA of Megalopta genalis, 5240 nucleotides long. RefSeq names its product Heterogeneous nuclear ribonucleoprotein K (gene HnRNP-K). NCBI's taxonomy places the organism in Eukaryota, Metazoa, Arthropoda, Insecta, Hymenoptera, Halictidae. Gene Ontology annotation, molecular function: RNA binding. The record is from RefSeq and is a predicted model, not a curated record.
CCACAAACGGACGUCGAGACUCUUCGAGUGGACAACGGCAUCGACGGCAUCGACGUCGUCGUCGCCGCCGUCGUCGUCGUCGUCGUCGUCGUCGACGGCGCCAUCGUCAUCUCCUGGUUUCUGGCCGCGGCCGAAGUGGAACGAACUUGGUCGCCGAUGUGUACUCCUCUUCUCCUUCGCCACUUUGGAUUUGGAUUCUCUGUCUGUCCGUCUGUACCCGGGUGCCCUGUGAAACGCUGAUCUACAGGAGGUCGUCGCGAGCGCGAGCAUAGCCGAUCGCUCCGAAGGGUUCUCUGCCGAUCCAUCCCGGAGGCUGCAGCGGCGGACACCAUUAUCGGAAUAAUGAAGAGAGAAGCUGAUGCAGGCGCUAUGACAGGCUCAGGAGGACCGACAAGUCCUCACAAGCGUUACAGACAGGGUGACGAUGAACUCCGUCUACUGAUCCCCAGCAAGGUGGCCGGUUCGAUAAUCGGCAAGGGUGGCCAGAAUAUCACCAAACUGAGAAGUCAGUACAAAGCCUCAAUCAUUGUACCCGAUUGCCCCGGACCCGAACGGGUGCUUACCAUCAGCUCGGAUCUGACCACCGUUCUUCAGGUGUUGAACGAGGUCGUACCUAAUCUCGAGGAGAACGGAUCUCGCCAUGGCAGCGAUGAGAUCGACGUGCGUAUGCUGGUGCAUCAGAGCCAGGCUGGAUGCAUCAUCGGCAAAGGCGGGCUAAAGAUCAAGGAGCUGCGCGAGAAAACUGGCGCCAGAAUCAAGAUCUACUCGCACUGCUGUCCCCACAGCACAGAUCGGCUGAUCAGCAUCUGUGGGAAGCCGAACACAUGCAUCGAAUGCAUCCGUGAACUGAUCGCCACUAUUAAGACUUCCCCCUUGAAGGGUGUGAACAACCCGUACGAUCCGCACAAUUUCGAUGACUAUUACGCCGACGAUUACGGCGGUUAUGGCAGCGGCGAGGGUGGCCAAGGCAAAGGCGGCGGUUUCGGCGGCCCAGGAGGUCGAGGUGGCGGCGGUGGUGGGGGCGGUGGUGGUGGCGGAGGCAUGCCACCGAGACGCGACAACCGUGGUGGAGGGCCGGGUGAUAUGAACCGCGGUUUUCCGCCGCCACCUCGAGGUGGACCUCGCGGCGGCGGCGGCGGGGGUGGUGGAAUGUCUGGCGGACCACCCGACCGCGGCUUUGGAGGUAAUCGUGGCAGUGGAGGCGGCGGUGGCGGUGGCUAUGAGGGUGGCCGAGGCGGCUACGGAGGCAACAGAGGCGGCCCACCACCGUACGGGGGUGGAAACUACAACGGCGACGGCUGGGGUAUGCAAGGAGGAGCACCGAACGGUUUGGGCGGAGGUGGAAAUUCUGGAAUGAGUGGCCCUCCCAUGGGUGGCAAUAACCAGGGAAACCAAGGCAACAUGGGUGGUAACAAGACUAGCACCCAGGUCACCAUUCCUAAAGACCUCGCCGGUGCUAUUAUUGGCAAGGGAGGCGCCAGAAUCCGGAAGAUCAGAUCGGACAGCGGUGCCGGCAUUACUAUAGACGAGCCGUUGUCCGGUAGCAACGAUCGUAUCAUCACCAUUACCGGAUUACCCAGUCAGAUACAAAUGGCCCAGUACCUGCUCCAGCAGAGCGUGCACGAGAAUGCAGACCAUUAUUAGGACGUGGUGAAGGAAGCAUUCGGGGGGAGCCAAAGAUGCGUUUGUAAUUUUUUUAAGGAUACUUCGCAAACGGGCAAGCAUAUUCGCGCGAGUAAACAAACAAAAAAACAAAGUGGAAACUGGAACCAUAACGAACGGACUUCACCCGCGUCGAGGAGCGGGGACGCGCUCUCCUCGCGCGUCACCAAAUGAACAAAGCCUCUCUCAGGAAGAAAAGUCAAGAUUGGACUCAGCCAGGAGAUAUCAGAAUUUCCAUUUGAUUCGAUGAACCCGUCGAUAAACCUUGACAAAUCCGGACAUGCAUAGAUGCACGCGCGGGCGCGCGGUAGUAUAUCGGCUUCGCGCCGGACCCUAAUGAGAAUCGACGAUCCUCGUCCAAAAAGGCCAAAGAAAAGGCAUUGUUCAUACGCCUAAAAAAAAAUCAUCGUUCCCACACAUGCGUUUCUUUUAUUUUUUCUUUUUUCGCCAUUUUUUAAUCGUUUUGUAUCGCGUCGUAAUUCUUUUGAUAACUAAUUUUUGUCCCCCUUUUUAUUUCGUGCCCCAUGCGUUUACUUCCCCCCCCCCCCCUUUUAAUCGGAGGAUUCUCAAGACCGUCGAAAUACGAACGACGGUCCUCUUAAGCGAAGAAUUUUAAAGCGCACACAUCAUUGUCUACUAUUUUCCUUCGUCCUCUCGCUACGGGAACAUUCCGAGUGGCUGAGCCUCCCCCGAGAUAUAUGUAAAGAUAUACAUAUACAUAUACAUAUACAUAUACAUAUAUAUAUAUAUAUUAUAUAUAUAUAUAUAUAAAUAUAAAGAUAUACGAGAAUAUAAUCGUCCCGUGCGCACCAAUUUCUUACGAAAGAAAUUCGUUUUGCGGCUGCGCACGGCGUUCCAAGUGUAGAGAGUUGCCUCGAAACAUUUCAAAAAUAGUUUUUCUGCUACACAUGUGAGAACCCAUCAUGGCGCAUUUCGUUCCCGUAGCGAAAAGGUUGAAGGCCGAUGAGCUAAGAAUCAGUGGAAAAUGUUGCGACUAAAUCAAAGGAAGGGACGGACCGCCGAGAGAGGAAGACGACAAUGAAUCGAGAUAGGAUUAUUAUAGUACGCGAAAGGAAUUUUGUAUAUACAUAUAAAAAGAUGAAUAUCGAAAAGAUGAGAAAAAAAAGGAUGAAGAUGAAGAGAGUAAGAUGAAGAUGAAUGGAGAACGAUGACACCACUAACAAAUAUCCUUUCCCUUUCCUUAAUCGCCACGUACCACGUUUCUGCUGUUGCAUCAUGAUUAUUAUUAUUAUUAUUAUUAUAUUAUUAUUAUUAUUAUUACUGUACGAUUAUCUAUAAGAAUAAUUUUGCAUUAAUUAUAUUCCACUCCCUCCCCCAAGUCUCUUGUACUAAUGACACCCUUUAUUCAUAGAUAUCGAGCGCGCGUUAAUACCAGGCGUCUCCUUAAUAAUUUCGCGCGGUAGAAUCGUUAAGUGUCCUAGAAUUAUAAUAAGAAAGCGUGAAAGAGACAAAAGAUAAUAUGAAGCACCAUCGGGUUGACGAAUCGCGGCGUGAUGGAAUCAAAAAAAGUAACGGAGAUGGAAGAACGAAAAAGGAAGGAAGGGAAAAAAAAAGAAGAUGAAUCACUUGCAACGAAGUUUGACACUGUGCAUAGAAAGUUAUUAAGUACACGUUUAAGAAGCCACUUGGAACGUUAAACUCGAGAAGCAGCAGACGCUCGCGACGCUUCGCCAAACCCACAGAGUCCCUGUCUAUUUUACAAGCAACGCCCACAGGCGCGGAAGAGAGGAGCCCGUUGCUUCAGAAAUUCCAUUGGUUCCAUCGUUGCACCGGCGUUCCCGUUCGCUGUUGUUCGAGUUUAACGUGUCGAACAUCGAAUACUUUGGUCUAAAAAAAAAUGGUCUGAAACAGAGAGCACCUUGAUGUCCGACGAGCUGUCGAACAGGAGACGUUUAGCGGCAAGGUCGGUCGAGAAAGGAGACACGACGAAGUUGCCGCGACUACUGCUUCGCUUCGGCUCGCAUUAGCUUUUAGUUUGUAACUCGCAUAAUUCAACACGUUCGCUGCCGACGUGACGCGUAACUAAAUUCCUCAAGGAUUCGAGAGACCGUGCAUCGAGGAAAAUUGAAAGUAUAGAAAAACCGAGAUAAGAUAGCGGUUUCGGUGACCUCCUAUAAAAUGUCUUGGCUGCCGCCUUGAAUCGAUUAAUUUGCAAUGUAAAAAAACGAAAAAAUAGCGCGUGUCAUCGGCGUGCGAGCGACGUGACAAAAAAAAAAACGUUACGGUACAAUAUAUAAUCUCUUCGAUCUUGCGAUCGUGUCGCCGUCUCCGAAGACAUUCGUGUCCAAGAUGUCGGACAUUCGAGUGUACCUUUUCAGGGAUUGCGUGCCGAACCGCGGUUUUUUUCGGAACGUAUGUACGCCGCGUGAGGAAGUCCACGAGCCUAAACUUCGAACGAACUCGUCCUCUUUCCUUCCCCCCCAGUACCUAUAUCCACCGGGAGAGGCGACUUAACUCGUCAACUGUGCUCGACACCGGUCUCCCUCCCCCACUCCCUCGAAACUAAUUUUCUAUCAGCUCGACGUUGGAUUAUAAUCGCGUCCAGUCCGCCCGCGUGUCCGUACUUAUUUGUGUGUGUUUCCAUGCCGAAAAAGCAAACGAGAACACAAUGUGUUAUGAAAAUCCGCUUUCGCACGUUUCGCCACCCUUAUGUUCACGCAGCAUUCAGUUAACGGGUUAAAACGAACGCCGAGCCCCGAGAAAGUCUCGCAGCACCCCUGAACACCUCUCUCUCCUCUAUCCCCGGAUGCUGCAUACACUCUCGUCGAGGAAAAAUGAAAACGAUUUAAGGAUAAAUAGGAUCCGGAGUGUCCCUCCUUGCCAGGGCGACGCUAUACAAAGGGCAUUUUUUUACGCAUCUCAAUGGAAUAGCCGACGGUUCCUCGAACGAACCCGCAUUCUCUUAGGUUUAAUAACGAAGCCACAACAUCCCUCCUAUUUCUCCAAUGAACAGUCCACGGUCGCGUGGUUUUCGUUUGCCACUUCUAGAUACGUUCCGCGUGGGCUCUCCCGUCUCUCGACCUUGCGACCGGUCGCGAACCGAAAAGGGCGAACGGCGAAAAUUGUGUCACAGUUUUUUCGUAGACCGAGUCUUGUAAAGCGUCUUCUGCCCAUGCGUCCUGUUUUGCGUGCGACCCAGCUACGCGGAACGGGUAAACAGAGAUAUGUACACCUAACACAGCUGAACACCCAUACACACACACACAUACACACACGAAAUGCGUGAGAGGAAAGAAAAUUCGGUGCGUUUAUGUGUGCUUGUUGAGAGCGCGCGGAGAUGGAAAACAAAAUCCCCCCCUCCCUCCCCACGGAGAAAGAAAGAAAGUUUUUGACUGUAACCCGCGAACGAACUACGGAGAGAAAGAGAGUGAGAAAGUGUACGAGUAAAAAAUGAAAAGGAUGUAUAUGGGUGAACGAGAGGGAGAGAGAGAGAGAGAGAGAGAGACAAAGUCGCUCGAAUCACGAUGUGUGUACUAUAAUAAGAUAUACAGUUUACAAUUAUUUGUAAUGGAUACUUUUUAUUUGUCAAAUAAAAGUUAGUACAAAUGAAGGCGAAA